GCCGAAUUUUGGCGGCGUGCCGCGAAUAAUCGCGUCGUCCAGGCGACUGGCAGCAUGUUCGAGCGGCAGGUCACGGGCCUCCUCACGCAGCUGCUGGGCAACUACGUGGAGCCACGAAGCUUUCGCCAUGACAAAGUCAACGUUGGUGUCUGGAGCGGCUACGUCGUGUUGCAGGACCUCGAGCUGCAGCCCAAAACGUACGCCGACGUGGCCGUCGUUCGCGGCGUCCUCGGCAGCGUCACGAUCAAGAUUCCGUGGAACCGCCUUGUCUCGGACUCGGUGCUUGUGACCAUCGACGACGUCUACAUCUUGCUGCGCCACGUCGAGCGCUCCGAUCUCGCACCGCCGUCACCGGACGUUGAAGCGCACGUCAAACAGGCGCUCAUCGACGAGCUCUACCGCGCCAAGCUCGAAACCGCAGUCUCGUCCGAUGGCUUUGCGGCCCGCUUGCGCAACAAGAUCCUCGACAACCUCGAGUUCCAUGUCCGGCGCAUCCACGUCCGGCUCGAAGACACUACCAGCGGCGACCACCCGUUCGCGGUCGGCCUCACGAUGGAGUCGCUGCACGUGCAGUCGACGGACGCGCAGUGGCAGCCAACGUACGUCGCAUCGAGUGAGCCUUUCAUCUACAAGAGCGUCGAGCUCAACCACCUCAGCGCGUACCUCAACCCGGACGGCCCGCUUGUCGACGACGCGACCACGUGCUCGCUCGAGACCUUCACCGCGGCCUUUGGUGCGUCCAUUCCCAAGCGCAUGGACGACAGCGUCUCGUCUUCCGCGCAUCAUUUCAUCUUGAAGCCUGUCGACGCCUCCGCGCACCUCAAGGUGAAGCGCGAUGUGACCGACCCGACGACGCCGAGCAUGGACAUCCACGUGCUGAUCGACCACGUGGCGUUGCAGCUCGAAGAGUCGCAGUACUGCGACCUGCUCUUCCUCCUCUCGGCGCUCAAGGUGCCGCAGCAAGCGCGCAAGUACCAAGCGCACCUCGCGUUGCGCCCGACGGCCAAGCACAACCCGCGCGGCUGGUGGCAAUAUGCGAUCGCGUGCGUCCGAAGCGACGUCCGCGCCAAGCGCGAGCGCUGGAGCUGGCUCUACGUCGCCGACCGACGCGCUGACCGCAUCGCGUACAUGGCCCAUUGGCGCCAGCUCCAGUCGCUGGAGCCGGCCGAGGAGGAGCUCAAGAUCACCGACGACCGGCGCGAGCUCAAUGCUGCGCUCCAUGCGAUCGAAGCCCGACGGUCGGUCGAAGACAUCUUGCUGUUUCGGUUCAUGGCCGACCAGGAGCUCAAGAAGAUCGAGGCGCCGCCAUUAGCACCCACGACAGCGUCCAGCUACAGCCUUGGAAGUUUGUACCGGCAGCUCGGCUGGUCGGACGCGCCCAAACCGAGCGCAGACCGCGCCGAGCAGCUCGAACUGUACCGGAUCCUGGGCUACGACCCGGACGCGGCCGAGAAGGACAAGGUGUCGACCGAGUUCACCGUGUUCUCGAUCGAGCUCGGCCACGGGGCUGUCACGCUGCUGAACGACCCUGAGACAAGAGCGUGCCGGCAGAGCGCGUCGUACGGCAGCGUGUAUGCGCCAACGCCGUUCUUCGGCAUCUUCUUCGCGCAGCUGCAGAUGGACGUGGUCGCGCACAACGGCACGAACGUCGACAUCUCGCUGCAGUCGGUCGAGCUCUACGACGAGGCGUCGCCCGAGCUCUCUCAGUUGCUCAAGCGACGGCUGCCCAUGUCGUCGCUCAACGUCGAGAUCACGGUCAAGACGCCGGUGUUUCGCAUGGGCUACCACGCCCAAGACGAACUCCAGACGCUCAAGCUCGUGCUCGAGCCGCUCGAGAUCAUUUACUCGCCGACCGCGCUCUGCUGGGCGCACUGGGCAACGUUUUUGCAAGCGCCCGAGGCGCUCGGGCUCUGGGCCGAACUUGAAGUGCACGCGCUCAACGAACUUGUGAACUUCAAAGCGCGCACCGACGCCAAGCUCGCGUACGCGAUGGCCCACCGCGUGCCCAUGAUGCUCGACGUCCGCGUGCAGGCGCCCGUGAUUGUCGUGCCGGCGUCCGACGCCGAUCCCCAGUGCGCGCGCCUCGUGCUCGAUCUCGGCCACGUGCACUUCCGCACCGAGCGCCUGAGUACGCUCGAAGAUGGACCCAAGGCGUCGCCGUCGCUAAUCGCGAGCAACGCGUUCGCCAAGCAGCUGCUCGACGAGGCCGAGUCGGGGGAAGGCGCGACUCGCUGGAAGGAAGAGUUUUACGACAAGUUUGCGCUCACGAUGAGCAAUCUGCACUUGAUGGUGCUGCCGCCGACGGUCGCGUACUCGCCCGAGAUGCUCUUGGCGUCGACAACGACCCCGUACAGCAUCGUCGAUCCGUUUCAUAUCAACGUGACGCUGCGCAAGUCGGUGCUGCCGCUGGAUGCGACCUUGUAUCGCCUUUAUGUGCACGCAGACUUGCCCGCGCUCUCGAUCCACCUCUCGAUUCCGUCGUACACGCUCUUGACCAAGGUCCUCCACCGCUUCCAACGGUCCAACGCGGGGCCGGCGAUGACGACCGACGUCCCAGCGCCGCCGCCGUCGGUCCUCGCAGCGCGUCUCCACGAGGCAAGCGCUCUCCGGGACGAGACUGAGAGCGUCCAGAGUGACGACACGUGGUUCAGCGUCGAGUACGGGAGCGAGAAGGAAGCGGUGGCACCCCCGGUGUCAUCGCACCGGCCGACGCCGCGCCCCGCCAAGCCGUCGCUGCUCCUCGACCGUCGCAUUUGCGUCUGCACGUUUACCGUGCCGUUGGUGCACAUCAACUUUGUCAAGGGCGACGACGACGUUGACGACGACGAGUUUGGCCACGACAGCGCCGGGCAGGGACGGCUGACGUUCGUCCUCGAAGGCAUCAAGCUCCGAUUGGCCAAGCGGACGCUCUCCACGGCCCUGCGGCUCAAGCUCGCGAGCGUGAGCGUCGAAGACCACACGGAGAACCUCCCGACGCAGUUCCUCGCGUUCUCAUGUGCGACGCCGCUCAACGUGCCGUUCACGGCGUCGGCGCCCCGGGCCGCCAAGCCCAAGCACUUUCUUCGCAAGCGCAGCGCGGCGCAUUUGGCGCUUCAGGACCAGCACCCGCUGCGGGACCUCCUCGACGUCUCGGUGGCCAUCGAAGAGAACGCGCCGAUGCACGUCGACGUCGUCUUUGGCCACUUCCACGUGCAUUUCGACCAGUCGCGGCUCGCGUCGAUCGUGCUGCACAUCCUGCCGCUUCUCCAGUCGCCUUCGGUCGCCGACGACGCGGCCGACACGAUGUUGUACCCGCCGCCGUUGAGUCUCCUCGGCACGUACGAGCCGCUGACCGAGUCGGUGCGGCAGGACCUCGAACGGGCGCGCGUGCACUUGGCCGUCGACGCGCCGUCGUCGCCACCGAGUCCGAUGCGGUUGACGUUGCAGCUGCACUCGGUGUCGGUGUGCUUUAGCGAUCCGCUCGAACACCUCCUCUCGGUCGCCGUCUUGGACGUGACGGUCGAGUACGUCGUGCCCAGUGACGGCGCCCCGCGCCUCGACGGGCGCAUGGGCAACCUCAAGGUCCUCGACUUGCUCUCGCACGACCUCAAGCACGUCAAGAAGAAGGACAAGCGGUACGUCUACCAAGAAGUACUCGGAAAGGUCCCGCUGGCCGACGAGAGCGACGCGCCGCUGUUUCAUUGGCAGCUCCAGCAAGGAUCGCUCGCCCUCAACGUGGCCAAGCUCCGGGCGGUCGUCUCGACGCGCUUCGUGCUCAAGGCGCUGCACUACGUCGGCGACGGGCCGCUCAUGGACAUCUUCUCGACGAGUUCGCCGGCGCCGGCACCGGUCACGAAGCGGCGGCAGCGCGACGUCUUCUUCUCGCCCGCGCUCACGUACCGCGACAUGGCGCCAAAGGACGAACCAGCAAGCGCGCAGUGGAAACUGCACCUGACGAUGGCGCGGCCGUACAUUGUGUUGCCCAUGGUCGAAGCGAGUGACGACGAGGCGUCACCGCCGAUGCUGCACUUGGCCCACGGCCUCGUCUUGGACCUUGGCGACAUUGAUCUCGAGGUGGCGCGCGAAGGCAAGGUGACGACGCUGGCGUACGUGGCCAAAGACAUGCACCUGCGCGUCCUCCACGACGAUUUCGCGCUGCUGCGGCCGCUCAACGUGCACAUCGACGUCGCCGCCUCGUCGCAGCUCAACCUCUCGGUGCGCGUCUCGUCGCUGCACGCGCAGCUCUCGGAGAUGCACGCCGCGCUCGUCGCCGAGUGGUACUAUCAGGUGUGUUUUCCCAUCUUGCGCUACCUCUCGCCGACGAACCCGUCGCCGGCGCCGACACCGACGAUCGCACUGGACGUGGCGUGCGACGUCAUCGGCGUCUCGCUCUACAGCGGCGCGAGCGACGACCAUGUGAUCUACGACCUGUACCCGCGGGUCGCGCUCGAAGUCGAGUGGGUUGCCACCUUGCUGCUGGGGCGCGUCGACGCGCAGCUCAACACGGCGCCGAAUUCCACGCGGCUGUACGUGUCGCUCCAAGAUGUGACACUCCAAGAGGCGACGAUCCACCCGAGUUUGCGGCUCGAGUUCACGGGCUCGUCGGCCACGAAAGACGUCAAGGUGCAGUCCAAAGCGUGGUUCAUCACAGUGGACCCGGCGCUGCUCGUGCGCGUCGGCGACGUGUGCCUGGACGUCGUCGCCAACGUGCAAGCGACGCUCGGGCGCCACUACCACGCCCAAGCGAUGCCGCUCGAAUCGAGUCUGCUGGACCUCGUCUCGUCUUCGGACAUGACGUCCGAGUACCAGUGGACCGAGCGCGGCGGCCGGAGUCGCGCCGAUAGCUUUGCGUCGUCGAUGCUCUUUGACGCGACCGCAACAACGACGGCGCUGCCGACGCCGGUGGUGGUGCUGCCGCCGCCGACGUGGAACGUUCAGGUCGCGAUCGAGCUCGUUCAAGUGCGCUUGGGGCAACUCGCGGUGCAGAGUCAGCUGCAGGCGUCCCGCAACGACGAGCAGCUGCAGUGCCGCCUCGCGCGCCUCACGUGGCUUGUCGCGCAGAGCACGCUCGUCGAGCCGUUGGACGCGACCUUUGGCUUGUGUGACGCGCCGCUCGUCGACGCCCGCUCGAACGCACCAGACGCGAUUCCGACUGCCACGUUGCAGUUGACGCCGGUCGUCUUCCGCCUCCACGUCAAGGACCUCGACGCGUUCCAAGACUCGCUCCAGAUGGCGUCGUCGCUCGCCACGCAGCUCGGGCAGCUGAAACCGGCGCCAACCGAGCCGCCGAUGGACGACGCGCCGACGACGGCUCCGACCGUUGGCCAUGGCGUAUGGGCGCAGGCGCGUCUCGAGCUGUCGAGCAUGGAGUUUCACUUGACCGAGACGGCGCCGCUGCUCUCGAACCACUUGGUCCCGGGGCCGUUCACGCUGUUGCGGACGCCAGACGACACGCAAGUGCAAAUGUCGGUCGAGCUGGAGAUGUGGUACUACAACCGCCGGCUCUUGGCGCGCGAGCCGCUCUUGGAACGGUUUGGCUUGUCGAUCGCAGUGGCGCAGCUGCCGCAGGCGCCGCUGUCGCUGCACAUCGAGAGCACGCAGGAUUUCAAGCUCAAUGUCACGUCGGCGCUGCUGGACGCCGUGUCCUUCUGGAGCCAAAUGGCGCAGCCGUCGGCAUUGGACAUGUCGUCGUGCUACCUGCGCAACCAGACGGGACUGCCACUACGGGUGUUUGGCACACAGAUUGUCCCGGCGGGCGCCGACGUACCACUGCGGUCGGCGAAUGGCGGCACCGUCGCGCAGCUGGCGACGGUGCCGGUCGGUCUCGACGGCUACGUGGCAGUCGCGAUUCCGCUGGGCGAGUGCAGCGUGCGCGCCUACCGCUUCCACCCGCUGUACCCGUCGUCGCCGGCGCUCGAGUGCAACGUCGAGAUCUCGCUGCAGCAAGGCGUCAAGUGGGUCACACUCCAGAGCGGCUAUGUGCUCACGAACACGACGGGCGCCGCGUUGAGCGUCCAGCUCGUGUUUCCGACCAACGGGUUGCUCUUGAGCUCGCCGUACACGACUCUAUUGUCGCCGCACGAGUCGAUGGCGGUGCCGCUCCCGCUCGUCGGUGGCCGCACGACGCAGAUGUUUGUGCAGCCGCCGGGACAGCACCCGUGGACGCUCGUGAAGGAAGGACCUCUGCUGUGCGCCCCCGACUUUGUGGUGUACGUCGUUUCGCGCCCGUCGCCGUUCGGGCGCGUCUUGAGCUUCUGCCCGCCGCUUAUGCUGCACAACGCACUGGCUGUCGAUAUGGAGGUCAAGCUCACGACGGGCGCGUCGUCCGUGAUGGCAACGACCUUCCCAAGCCGCCAGAUUCCGGUCGGCGACAAGCUGCUCUGGCACGGCUCGAGCCGCCAGGACCUCGCGCUGCAGGUGCGGAUCCCGGGUUUUGGCUGGAGCGCGCCGGCGUUCCUUGGCGGCACGACGGUCGUGUCGAUGGCCGACCUCAACCACCGCAGCUUGCUGUACGUCAACCUCGACAUUAGCGACCGCCAGCAGCAGCUGCAAGUGACCGUCUACACGCCGUACUGGGUGCUCAACCAGACAGGUUUGGAUCUCGAGUUCCAGCACGACACGGUCUCGCUCGGGGCCGAGCACCGAGCGGCGUUCAUGGCCGGACAGCCCAAAGCGCACAAGGCCGAGACGAUGCAGACGGCCGAGAGCGUCGUGAUCGUGGCGCCGCCGCCGCCCGAGACGCAGCCGCUGCACCACCGCAAGGCCCACCACCAAAUUCUGCCGUCGAUCGCGCCCAACAAGGGGCUCUUGGAUCUGAUUCCAAAGACGGCGCUGCCGCCCAAGCGACUGCAGACGCUCCUGCACGCGUGCCACACCAACCAAAGCCAGCAGACGCUCAAGCUGCAGUGCCGCGUGCGCAAGAAGGACCCGUGGUCGUCGGUGCUAAACGCGCACCUCUCGAGCACCGCUGAUACGGUGUGCACGAUUCCGGACGGGGACGAGAAGCACUACUCGAUCGGGUACGUCCUCAACCACGGCAGCGGCCUCUACGAGCGCACCCAAGUGCUCACACUUGUGCCCCGGUGUCUCCUGGUCAACGCGCUCGACGACCGAGCAAUCGAGCUCCUCGUCGACGAAGUGACGGGCGCCAACGUCGCGCUCGAGCCGCAAGCCGAGCUGCCGUGGCACCAUGCGUCGACACUGCGCAUUCGGUUUGGGACCCCAGGGUGCGUCUGGAGCGGCGCCGUGCACCUCGAGGCGACGGGUGACCAGACGCUGCGGUUGCGCAACACGCAGACGCGGCUCACGUACCUCUUGCGCGUCUCGAUCAAGCUCGAGGGGCCGCAGUACCGCGUCGUCUUCCGGUCGUCGACCAACGCGCCGCCGUAUCGCAUUGAGAACUUUUCGCUCGAAACCAUCCGCGUGCACCAGUCGCGCGUCCGCAUCUCCGAGAUCUUGCUGCCGCACCAGACGAUCGAGUACACGUGGGACGAGCCGCUCAAGCCGCACCUGCUCAUCGUCGACUUGCUGCCGUCGCAGGCCGACGACAACUCGCGGCCGAUCCGCAUCGGCAUCUUCUCGAUGGAAGAGGUCCAGUCGGCGUUUCCCACCAAGGUGCUCGCGGUCCAAGUGCUCGCUGACGGCCCCACGCGCGUGCUGCGGCUCACGGACCCGCUGCCGACCGGCGUGCCUCGCCUCUUGCCCGAGGCGCCGCCGCCGGGGCUGCGGCAGUACGUGCCGGCGGCGCGACUCGACGUCCACGUCCACCUGCAAGCGGUUGGUGUGAGCUUUGUCGACGCGUCCCCGAUGGAGCUGCUCUACAUCAACUUGGAGCGCGUCGCAGUGACCGCGCUGGCGUCGGCCAAGCACGAGCAGCUGGCCGUGCAGGCGACCGUCGGCGCCAUGCAGAUGGACAACCAAAUGCGGUCGACGCGGUACCCCGUGCUAUUGCAGUGCGUCGACGAUGACGCGCCGUCGCUCGAUGUGACGCUCGUUCGCGAGACGACGUACACGAGCAUCGAGUUUCUCCGGUACGUCGGCGUCCACGUGUCGCCGAUGCGGUGGCGCAUCGACGGCGCGCUCGUCAACGCUCUUCUCCACAUGCUCAUGACGACCGAGGACUCGGGCGAAAGCCAUCGCUUGGCGACGCGCCUCUCGGACGAUGACGCGCUUUUGCGGCACCGACGCGAGCUGGCCGACGCCACGCGCGGUCUCUUGGCCGCCGGUGUCGACAAGCGCCACGGGCUCGGCCAGAAGAAGCUCUACUUUGAAAAGUUUGAGAUCUCGCCGAUCCACGUCACUUUGAGCUUUGCGUCGAGUCCGACGACUUCGUCGUUUGCGCCGUCGAUUGCGAGCGUCCGGCAGAUCAUCCAGGCGGCGAGCAAGACGCUCACCAAGGUCCACAACGCGCCGCUGGUGUGGCGCGCGCUCCGCUGGCAGCACAUGUUUGUGCCCCGAGAGACGAUGCUGCACCAGAUGAGUCUCCACUACCAGCACGAAGCGCUGCGCCAAGCGUACGUCCUCCUUGGGUCCGUCGACGUGCUCGGCAAUCCCGUCAAAGUCUGGCACAACCUCAAGGGCGGCCUCGCGUCGUUCGUUGCUGAGCCGCUUCGAGGCUACGAGACCUUUGGCCUUCAGGGCGCGGGCUGGGGCCUGCUUCGCGGCACGACGCUGCUUCUGCGCGCGCUCGUGUACGCCUUGCUCGACUUCAACACGCGCAUUGCCUCCAGUUGCACGCUCGGGCUCACGGAAGCGUGCCAGCACAUCGACACGUACUCGGGCUACCCGCUGGCCAAGACGCUGUACCAAGGGUUGGCGCAGAGCGUCUCGGGCGUCGUCGUGAGCCCGAUCCACGCGUACCAGCAGCAAGGCUACCGCGGGUUCAUUCCCGGUCUCAUUGCGGGGCUCCUCGGCCUGGGUCUCAAGCCCUGCCGCGGCUUUGCACAGGCCUUCGUGUCGACGACCACGACGCUCCGGGACGGGCUGCAGUACGAUAUCCAGGCGCACGUGAGCCGGAGCCGGCCGCCGCGCUACAUCCACCCGCGCACGCACCUCCUGACCGCAUUUUCGUACUUGCACGCGACGGGCGAAGACAUCAAGUUCAACAUUGAGCACGCGCGGCUGGACGACUACGUCGGGCACGUCAUGCUCAUCGAGAGCCGCAAGUGCAUCCUCGUGACCAAGCACCGCGUCAUGUGCCUUCAGGUGCACUGGAACGCAUCGCUCUUGAACCCGUACAGCAUCGUCUGGGAGGUGCUCAGCGACGAACUCAUCCUCGUGGCCUUUGGGACCCCCAUCGUGCUCUACUACAAGCCCGACGACGCCUGGACCGGUGCAGAUUUGGUGGUGCGAACACAGAAGAUCGACGUCCCGCUCAAGCAAGCGACGUUUGUGUACUCGAUGCUGCAGCAAGUGACCCCGACGCUGCUCAACCAGGUCGACCACGAGGUCACCAAGCGCCAGUACCCGCUCUUUGUGAACCACGCCAAGUAGAUGGUUGAGAUCCAUUUGGAAUGACUAGAAGCGCUGCAUUGCUCUUAGUUCUCUUGGCGUGCAUACGCUAGCUUCGUCGGAGAUAACACGUUCACCAUUGCGCAA
This is a messenger RNA of Saprolegnia diclina VS20, 9576 nucleotides long. RefSeq lists its product as hypothetical. The transcript is spliced from 6 exons. Gene Ontology annotation, cellular component: extrinsic component of membrane. NCBI's taxonomy places the organism in Eukaryota, Oomycota, Saprolegniomycetes, Saprolegniales, Saprolegniaceae. Gene Ontology annotation, biological process: protein retention in Golgi apparatus; protein targeting to vacuole. The record is from RefSeq and is a predicted model, not a curated record. The coding region runs from base 55 to 9471 and encodes 3138 amino acids.